Messenger RNA from Penicillium riverlandense, 1086 nucleotides. It is a transcript of the gene usgS, whose product is annotated as transmembrane protein UsgS. The record is from RefSeq and is a predicted model, not a curated record. Bases 1 to 1086 code for a protein of 361 amino acids. NCBI's taxonomy places the organism in Eukaryota, Fungi, Ascomycota, Eurotiomycetes, Eurotiales, Aspergillaceae. The transcript has 5 exons.
AUGUCCAAUUUCGAGCCCAAUGCCGUCAUCCGCGGCUUCCAGCUGACCGUAGUAGGGACCCUUCGUGCCUUGUAUAAUCCCGAGCUGUUCAAAUAUGAGCACUUCCGGCAAGCCGCGCUGGCCGUCUUGGUGGGGAUUGUCAUCCAGAUCAUCAUUCAGAUUCCGAUCGUCGCCGUCAAAUUCGCCAUUUAUUUAAUGUCAUGGAUCAUCAACCUGGAUCAGGCGACCUGGGACGACAAGCUUCUCAAUGGCAUGGAUUUCAUGUCCAAGUCUGUUCUGCAGGUCCCAUUUCUGCUGAUGACACUAAUGCGAUAUGUUACCCCAACGCUGGACGAGAUCUUCAUGCAAUCCAUCCAAUGGGUGGACUCGACCUAUAUCCAAAAACACAAGUCCGAAGACCCCAACACCCUGCGUGCCAUGUACUAUCCGCAUUUGAUCCAGUACUCGACCAAAGGAAAGUCUGGUCGCCCCAUCCCAGAGGCGAUCAUGGCCUUUGUGCACAGAUACGCCAAGAAGAUCGGUCUGAUUCUCGGUGUCUACCUUCUCUCUCUGCUUCCCAUCGUUGGUCGGUUCGUUAUGCCAGCCGCAAGUUUCUACACGUUCCGGGACCAUGUCGGCACUGUUCCUGCAGCAGCCAUCUUUGGCGCGGGCUUGGUCUUGCCCAAGCGGUUUAUUGUCAUGUUCCUCCACAGUUACUUUGCAUCCAGAAGCCUGAUGCGCGAGCUAUUGGAGCCCUAUUUCUGCCGCAUCAAAUUCACCUCUGAGCAAAAGCGCCGGUGGUUCCGCGAUCGAGAAGGUGUCUUGUUUGGUUUUGCAUUUGCCUUUACCGUCGUUAUGAGGACCCCGUUUAUCGGUGUACUCAUGUACGGCGUUGCACAGGCGUCGACGGCCUAUCUGAUCACCAAGAUCACCGACCCACCACCGGUCCCGGCCGAGAGUGAGGGUUUCGCGGAGAGCCAAGUGACCUGGAAGAAUAAGCACGAUUUUCUGCGCCUGUCACUCGAUAACCUUGACCGACUCAAUGUCGCGAUGGACGAUGACAGCGAGAGCAGUUCGCAAAGCCACUCUGGGAAGAAGCUUACGUAG